ACUCACACAAACAAAAGGUCUGAACAAGUCAUGGGAUUUCUUAGCAAGAGAAGCUUGUUGUAUGCCCUUUGUUGCCUAUGUUUGAACUUAGGUGUUGCCAGAGACACAAUUAGUUCUUUUCAAUCCCUCAAAGAUCCUGACUACAUAAUCUCCAAUGGGAAUGCUUUCAGACUGGGAUUCUUCAGCCCUGUAAAUUCUACCAAUCGCUACCUCGGAAUAUGGUAUAAUAAGAUUUCUGUGGUCACUUAUUUCAGUGUUGUAUGGGUAGCUAACAGAGAGAGACCCCUUAAGGAUUCUUCUGGGGUUCUUACUAUAGAUGAGGAUGGAAAUCUGGUACUAAAUGGACAGGCAGAGAUUCUGUGGUCAUCAAAUGUUUCAAAUUCUGUACCCAAUUCAAGUGCCACUCUGUUGGAUUCCGGUAACCUUGUCUUGCAAGGCGACACAACAGGAGCAAUUGUAUGGGAGAGUUUUCAACAUCCUUGUGAUACAGUCUUGCCAAGGAUGAAACUUAGUAACAAUUUAAGAACAAAUCAGAAAAUACAACUGACAUCAUGGAAGAGCCCUUCUGAUCCAUCCACUGGAAGAUUCUCGGCAGGCGUUAAUCCACAAAACAUUCCCCAAGGUUUCAUUUGGAAAGACGGUCAUCCAUAUUGGCGGACUGGUCCAUGGAAUGGUCAGUUCUUUACUGGAGCGCAGAGCUGGGUUCUAGAUUAUCAUAGGGGAUACACUUUAGUAUAUGAUAAAGAAGAGAUAGUUUAUUCAACCUUCGCUUAUGUGAACGAGCUAGGUUUGUCAAAACAUUUUUUGGAUUCACAAGGAAAUUUAAAGCAAUUACUUUGGGAUGAUGGGAAGGAGGAUUGGGAGGUUGUCGGGUUCGCUCUGGCAAAUGAAUGUGAUUUUUAUGGCACCUGUGGUGCAUUUGGAAGCUGUUAUGCGCUGAGUUCACCAAUCUGCAGUUGUUUGAAAGGGUUUGAGCCAAAGAUUGUUGAGGAAUGGAAUAGAGGUAAUUGGAUGAGUGGGUGUGUGAGGAGGACACCAUUGCAGUGUGAAAGGGUGAACAAUAGAAGUGAAGGAGGAGGAAAAGCAGAUUGGUUUUUGAAACUGGAGAUGGUCAAAGUGCCAGACUUUGCAGAGUGGUCAUAUCGAACUAAAGAUGAUUGUCGAAAGCAGUGCUUGGAGAACUGUUCUUGUGUAGCUUAUGCAUAUGAUACUGGCAUUGGUUGUAUGUCAUGGAGUGGAAACCUAAUUGACCUGCAAAAAUUCUCCACUGGUGGGUUAGAUAUAUAUAUUCGUUUGUCUUAUUUGGAAUUUGAAAACAAGAGAAAUUUGACAAUUACAGUGAUUAUUGGAGCAAUGGCCAUUCCCAGCACUGCAUACUUCUUUUGGAAAUGGAUGACUAAAAAAAGAGCAAAGAAAAAUAAAAGCAGGGAGAGUUUACCAUCCAAAAACCUGAACAAUGUUAAACUCCACGAGUUGCCAACUUUUAGUUUGGAAGAAUUGGCAACUGCAACAAACAACUUUCAUGUAGCUAAUAUGCUUGGUCGAGGUGGCUUUGGUAUAGUCUAUAAGGGAAAGUUGCAUGAUGGACAAGAAAUAGCAGUGAAAAAACUAUCAAGAUCCUCUGGACAAGGGCUUGAAGAAUUUAUGAAUGAGGUGUUUGUGAUCUCUAAGCUGCAACAUCGAAAUCUUGUAAGACUUCUUGGCUGCUGCAUUGAGGGAGAAGAGAAUAUGUUGAUCUAUGAAUAUAUGUCAAACAAAAGUUUGGACGCAAUUGUUUUUGAUCCACUCAACCAAAAACACCUUGAUUGGAAAAAACGCUUCAACAUUAUUGAAGGAAUUAGUAGAGGCCUGCUCUACCUUCAUAGGGAUUCAAGACUAAAGAUUAUUCAUAGGGAUCUAAAGGCAAGUAAUAUCUUGUUAGAUGAAGAGCUAAAUCCAAAAAUAUCGGACUUUGGAAUUGCCAGAGUUUUUACAGGCAGUGAAAAUCAAGCCAAUACUAAAAAGGUCAUCGGGACAUACGGAUAUAUGUCUCCUGAAUAUGCAAUGCAAGGCUUUUUCUCAGAGAAAUCAGACAUUUUUAGCUUUGGUGUGUUGUUACUUGAGAUUGUUAGUGGGAGAAAAACUACUUGCUUUUAUGAUGAUCAGCAAUACUACUUGAGCCUUGUAGGAUUUGCAUGGAAAUUGUGGAACGAUGACAACAUAAUGGCUUUGGUAGACCCAACAAUAUGGGAUCCUUGCAUUCAAAUGGAGAUGUUGAGAUGCAUACAUGUGGGACUGUUGUGUGUGCAAGAAUUGGCAAGAGACAGGCCAACUGUGUCGACUAUAAUUUCAAUGCUUAAUAGUGAGAUUCUGGAUCUACCCACUCCAAAGCAACUUGCAUUCACUGAAAGACAGAUUGCUUCAAAUGAAGAGCCUGCUCAACUAGGCGAGAUAAAGUCCUCCAGUUGCAAUACCACUAUCACAACGGUUUAUGCUAGAUAGGAAGAAAGUGCUUGAGAUAGCAUUCCCUUUGUUUAGCAUCUUUAAGGAUGCAAACCGUACUCUCUUU
Messenger RNA from Quercus lobata, 2548 nucleotides. RefSeq names its product G-type lectin S-receptor-like serine/threonine-protein kinase At1g11330. Lineage: Eukaryota; Viridiplantae; Streptophyta; Magnoliopsida; Fagales; Fagaceae. The coding region runs from base 31 to 2481 and encodes 816 amino acids. Gene Ontology annotation, biological process: protein phosphorylation; recognition of pollen. Gene Ontology annotation, cellular component: plasma membrane. Gene Ontology annotation, molecular function: protein serine/threonine kinase activity; ATP binding. The record is from RefSeq and is a predicted model, not a curated record. The transcript is spliced from 7 exons.